ACAGAAGACAAGAAAGACGAUUGGAGCGUGGGAGCACGGCACUCAGCCAAAAAGCAGCGUUGUCUUGUUUGAUUAUGUACUGUAAAAUGUCAGGUUAAAAAAACCAAAAUAGAACAGAAGGAGAGAGAGAGAGAGAACGGAAGCAACUCUAGCUUACAUGGCCUCCUUGCCUUUAGGGCCUCAGCCACCACCACCACAACCGCCACCGCUACCGCAACAACCACAACCUCACACUCACCUGGACAAUAACCCCCGCCGUUCCAAUUUGGACUCUGACAAGGAAAUGUCAGCUGCUGUUAUUGAGAGCAAUGAUGCAGUUACUGGUCACAUUAUAUCUACCACCAUAGGAGGCAAAAAUGGCGAACCCAAACGAGUUAGGAAUCGGUCUUUGUUACCUUUUUUGGGGCUUUGAAGAUCUCUGCAAAACCAUUAGCUACAUGGCAGAACGUGUUGUUGGUACUGGAUCUUUUGGUAUUGUGUUCCAGGCAAAAUGCUUAGAGACUGGAGAGACAGUGGCUAUAAAGAAGGUUUUGCAGGACAGGCGGUAUAAAAAUCGUGAGCUGCAGUUAAUGCGUUUGCUGGAUCACCCAAAUGUGGUUUCUCUGAAGCAUUGUUUCUUUUCCACAACAAGUAAAGAUGAACUGUUUCUAAAUUUGGUCAUGGAGUAUGUCCCUGAGACUAUGUACCGGGUACUGAAGCAUUAUACCAGUAUGAAACAGAGGAUGCCCCUCAUCUAUGUGAAACUUUAUACAUAUCAAAUUUUUAGGGGACUGGCAUAUAUCCAUACUGUUCCUGGGGUUUGCCACAGGGAUGUGAAGCCACAAAAUCUCUUGGUUGAUCCUCUCACUCACCAGGUUAAACUUUGUGAUUUUGGAAGUGCAAAAGUUUUGGUCAAAGGAGAAGCUAAUAUAUCAUAUAUAUGCUCUCGUUAUUAUCGCGCUCCAGAGCUCAUAUUUGGGGCAACCGAAUAUACAACAUCAAUUGAUAUUUGGUCUGCUGGCUGUGUCCUUGCUGAGCUUCUAUUGGGCCAGCCUUUGUUUCCAGGGGAAAAUGGAGUGGACCAACUUGUUGAGAUUAUCAAGGUUCUUGGUACUCCAACUCGAGAAGAAAUUAGAUGCAUGAAUCCAAAUUAUACAGAUAAUAGGUUUCCUCAGGUUAAAGCUCACCCUUGGCACAAGGUUUUCCACAAACGAAUGCCUCCUGAAGCAAUUGACCUUGUUUCACGGCUGCUUCAGUAUUCACCAAGUCUUCGAUGUACCGCACUUGAGGCAUGUGCACAUCCUUUCUUUGAUGAGCUUCGUGAACCUAAUGCCCACCUUCCAAAUGGUCGCCCUUUACCCCCUCUGUUCAACUUUAAACAGGAAUUAUCCGGAGCUUCACCUGAACUGAUCAACAGGCUGAUACCAGAGCAUGUAAGGCGGCAAAUGGGUCUCAGCAUCCCUCAUCCAACUGGCGUGUAAAAAUAAUGACAUAAAAUAAGGAUGGCGUCAUCAGUUGAUGGAAGUAAAGUAAUGGAGGAGUUUAUUGUGGUCAAUAUAUAAACUCAAGCAUUCUGGCUUUUUUCAGUAGAUUUUCUCUGGCCUUGCAAAGAUGUAUGCAUAUAGCGGCCAUUAUGGCAUAACGUGGAAGUCGGUGGUUCUGUCAAUUAUGUCUCGUACUAGCUCAAACAUACUGUUUCCCUACUUGUGUAAAUUGUUUUGAUAGUGAAGAUUGAUCCGAGAAAGCUAGGAGUAUAAAAGGUGACUCACUUUAUUCAUGUAUAGCUAGCUAGGGGCUUCAAAUGCCUGGCAGGAGCUCAAGGGCUCAUUCGCAGUUUGGCUUGCUUUUUUCACUUGAACUUUGUGUUUAUUUCGCCAGAUGGUCAUGUUGUCUUUGAAUGGAAGCUAGAUUUCUCCUUAUUGCA
Messenger RNA from Mangifera indica (mango), 1903 nucleotides. Its product is annotated as shaggy-related protein kinase eta-like. The coding region runs from base 357 to 1460 and encodes 367 amino acids. The record is from RefSeq and is a predicted model, not a curated record. Gene Ontology annotation, molecular function: ATP binding; protein serine/threonine kinase activity. Lineage: Eukaryota; Viridiplantae; Streptophyta; Magnoliopsida; Sapindales; Anacardiaceae. Gene Ontology annotation, cellular component: cytoplasm. The transcript has 12 exons. Gene Ontology annotation, biological process: protein phosphorylation; signal transduction.